CUGCUGCUCCUCCGCCCAGCUCGUGCCCCUGAUGCCCCGGGCACUUGGCUCUCCAUGCCCGGAGCCGGGGCUGGCGAGAACGACACGUUCUUCCCCUUCUUUUCGGACUUCAAGGAUGAGAGCGUCCACCUGGGGCUGAGCGUGGUGGAGACGGUGGUGCUGGCCUCGAUCUUCGCCCUGGCUUUGGUGGCCAACGCGGGUGCCAUCCGGCUGGUGCUGCGCCGCAAGGGCCGGCCGGGCGCUGCCAGCUGCUUGGUGCUCAACCUCUUUUGCGCGGACCUGCUCUUCAUCAGUGCCAUCCCGGUCAUCGCGGUGGUGCGCUGGACCGGGAGCUGGACGCUGGGCGAGGCCGUCUGCCACCUGCUCUUCUUCCUCUUGAGCCUGAGUGGCAGCGUCACCAUCCUCUCCCUGGCCGCCGUCAGCCUGGAGCGGGUGGUCAGCAUCGUCCGGCUCAAACCCUCCAAGCCCUGGAAAGGACGGAGGGUGGUCACCUGCCUCCUCUCCAUCUGGGCCUUGGCAGCUCUGGCUACCCUCCCGCUCAGCUACUACUUCAGCGUCAAGCCGCUGCCCACCAGGGGCCAGUUCUCAUCUUUCCUACUACCUUCUCCUAUUGGUAUCUGUGAUUUAUUGCUUGUUGUAUCUUGUGAUUGAUUGUAACUAUGAUCUAUGAUGUAUCACUUUGUUGUUGUAUGUACACUAAGAGUUUAUGCACCAGAGACAAAUUCCUUAUGUGUCCAAUCACACUUGGCUAAUAAAGAAUUCUCUUCUCUUCCCUUCCCUUCCCUUCUCUUCCAUUCCAUUCCAUUCCCUUCCAUUCCAUUCUUUUGAAGAGUGGUAGACUAUAUACAAUAACUAUGCCAAACUUAAUAAUUAACCUUUGCUUUAUUUACCAGAUAGUUCUUAUGUUAUUAUGAAACCAAUGGAAAGGUACAAAAAUAUUUCAUUCCAGGAUGACGCAAAUUAUCCACUGAUGAUGAGUCAAUAGUCAAAGGAAAACACUAGAUCCUGUAUAUCCAUACCUUUUCCUUACAUAUCUAAUUUUUGAGUUCCUUACUCACCAGGAAAAGUGAUAUUGAAAGUUGCCUACCAGUAAAAAAACCUCCAAAGUCAGAUUUUUCUUUCUCAGAAAAAAUUAUAGUUGAAGGGUUUUCUGCAAUCUUACAAAAGGAAGUCUAAAAUAUUUUAUGACUGUAGCCUAUGGGUCGUAAAGAUAUAUUUCAUGAAAUGUGCUCUUCUGUGUCUAAAGUAACUUGUCUCCCUAUUUUAUUUUUUACUUAUUUGUUAGGUUUCAUCCCACCUUUUAUACAAUGCUCAAGGCAGUUUACAGCACCGAAAAAGGCCCAUUACGAAAUGUUAAGAGUAGAAAAUCGUCAAAGUCAAGCCAAAAUUAAAAUCAGUAUCAAAAAUAAUUGCUAUCCUUUGAAUUCAAUUCAAUUCCCUUGAAUUGUUCGCCGCCCUGAGUCCUCCCAGAGAAGGGCGGCAUACAAAUAAUAAAAUACAAUACAAAUAAUAAAAUACAAAGUGAUCUAGAAAGCUUUCAUCUCUAACAUGGGUAAAGCAGAGAUAAAUUGGAUCAGAUUAACUCAGCCUGGUGGAAAUUAUGCAGAAAGGAUUUGGAUGAUGAAAUGGAGCCAAUUCUCUUUCCCCCAUCAAAAAAAAACCCCUGUCUCAGUCUGUCAAUAAGAAAACUUGAAAUCUAGCUUUUAUAACAGAAGAUGACUCACUUGGAGUUUACCUACAGGUGAAAUAUCUACAUACAUCAGCUGUCUUUGAACAACAAUAAUUCCAAGGAGGAACUGCUGGUAAAAACCAAGUUACGGAUGUUAUUUGAAAUGUAAACACAUGUAAGGCAAUUCACACACAAAAAAAGAUUUCUCUAAGAGAAUUGACACCUUUUGAAAUUUAUUUCUGAAAAUAAAUGGGGGGCUGGAACAGUUUGCUGAGCGACGAACACAACUAACUGCCUUUCUCUGCUGUGAAGAGUGAUAACCAUGAAUUAGCUUCACGCAAUGUUAACACUCUUAUCCAUUUAGCAGCAAUAGAACACACAACAUUUUAUAGUGUAGAAGAUGACAGUUCCUGUCCUGUUUGGCAACCAAAGAAGCAAUAGAUGAAAAAAGAAACAUAUCUGGGGUAUAUUUAGGAAUUCCUGGAUAGAGAGUCUAGGUCCCUCUAAAGGGUUUCAGACUGCACAAAAUUGUAUUUCGGCAACAUUCAUGGGUUUCCCAGUCCUGGUGUAGGGCAUGAAAAUUAAGGCGACAAGGUAGAUUUUAGGGAAGAAACUGAUAAAAAAGAUGGCGACUUGGAAGAGACGAGUUCGGUUCGGUUCGGAUUAGAGAUGGAGGGGACCCUGGAGGUCUUUUAGUCCAACCCCUUGCUCAAGCAGGAGACCCUAUACAAUUUCAGACAAAUUGUCCA
Messenger RNA from Thamnophis sirtalis, 2418 nucleotides. Lineage: Eukaryota; Metazoa; Chordata; Lepidosauria; Squamata; Natricidae. The record is from RefSeq and is a predicted model, not a curated record.